AUGGCAGACGUAGGCAACAAUAAUGAGACAGCAGCUGCUGAAUUGAGUGAAAAUGUCGAAACGAAACCAGGUGGAACUGAUAAGACGGAGGGUAAUGGCGAAACUUCUCCUCGCCCACAAACUCUUGACUCGUCUGUGACCGAUUCUUCGCCCUCGCCAGAUGCGCAAAAUUCUAAAAUGCCGACGCCGUCAUCGUCACCAUUAGUUGAGAAAACUGAGCAAGUGUUGCAGUCUUCAGCGCAAUCUCGAGAAUUGAAGCAAUCUGUUGAGGAACAGAAUAAUCACGGUGUCAGUACUUCUCCAGAGGUCCCUCCUAAGGAAGUUGCAGGCAAACCACUUCCACCCGUUCCUCAAACCCAGGCCCUUGAAUCCACAUCACCUGCAAUAGCACACCCACCAACACAAGCACCAUUAUCCCCGCAAUCUACGAACCUGCCGUCAGACAUUGAAUCCUCGAUCCUAGACGCAACGCAAUCUUCGAUCAAUGCCUCUGCUGAACCCAAAGCACGACAGUCCACGACUUCAUCUGAUAGAGCCAAGAAGAAUUUUGCUAGCGCGUUUACAGCCGUAAGAGGUUUUCUUGUGAGGAGUUCUAAUAUGGUUGUGGAAAAAAUUAAUCAAAAACUGGAGGAGAUGGAUGAAGAGAUGCUGAAGGCCAUGGAAGAGGAGGAAAUGCUUAAGCAGGUGGAGAGCAAUCAGAUACCAAACGGAGAAAUUGAUGGAGGAGCUAAAGAGGUACAGAAUGGACAAAUCAUUACCGAAGAGGAGAAUCGAGCUGCUGGUGACCCGGUAAAAAGUGGCGUGAAUGAAGAUGAUUAUAAGAAAAAACGAGAAGAAUUACUUGGUCCUUCUGCACCUACGGCUAUUAAUAACAAAAAUAAUACCAAAUAUGCGACUGUUCCUACUUCCUCCAAGUCUGCAGCCAGAGCAUCGCAAAAGAAUUCCACAAGAUCUGUCUUUGCUGAGACUGCCGACGCAUUGAAUGAACGUGGAGAUAAGCUGGGUCAACUGAACGACAAGUUGGAGGACAUGUCGAAUAGUAGUAAUGAAUUUGCUAGAUUGGCUAAGCAACUAGCUGAAAAAGAGGCAAAUCGGAAAUGGUAUCAAUUAUUUUAG
Messenger RNA from Paraglomus occultum, 1116 nucleotides. The record is from the annotation of a GenBank genome assembly. NCBI's taxonomy places the organism in Eukaryota, Fungi, Glomeromycota, Glomeromycetes, Paraglomerales, Paraglomeraceae.